CCUUCUAACGUCUCCCGCUGCUUCACAUGAGGGUGCCAUGGCGCUGUGCGCAUCCUUGUGGGGAGUAGAAGCUGUUACUAUUUGGGAAUAAGGUUGGGGCUGGCCUUUUUUUGGUAGUAGAGAGUAAUGCGGCUGCUUUAAGAGGAGUGAGCCAACCCGAGUGCUUGCCUCUGUCCUGCUGUGGUCUUGGUUGCACCUGUUGGAAGUCAUGGCUAUGCCCUGGACAGACUAGCCAAGGCCAGUCUCAGAUUGUGCUAUUUGUCGAGUGAUACUGAUACGUUCAUUGUAGAGAAUCACUUAUAGCUGAGCAGUUACGGUAAUGCCUAGCAUAUACUGCGUUCCUCACUGGUAGCUAAUACUUUUCCUUCACACAAUAUGCUCCGCACCACUGGACUCCUGAGGGAGGAGAGGAAUCUAACUCCCGAAGAAGCAAUAUAGAAACUAAAAGAGACAGAAGAGCCAGGCGGUGAGACAGAAGAAAUUCUGAUUUCUGAAGCAGAAGUUCAACAGGAGCUACACAUAGCCAACUAUGGGACCAAGAGUAAGCAAAUCACCAUGCAGGCUCUAUGGAGAAAGAAAAGGUUAGAAGAGAAGCUGGCACAAACUCACAGGACAGUAUCCAUCCUGGAGGUUCAGCAUGCCACCACCAAGGCAGGAGUGCUUUGUACCAUGGAUCCCGCUGCCCAAGGCUUGAAGAAAGCCUGCCGGAAUGACACUGACAAGGUAGAACUGCUGGCUGACAUCACAGAACAACAGGAGCUGGCCCAGCAAGUAUCAGAUGCCAUUCCUCACCAGGGUUUUAGAGAUGGUAUGGAUGAGGAUGAAUUGCUGCAAGAUCUGGAGGAGCUGGAGCAAGAGGAAUUAACUCAGAAGUUGUUAACUGUGGGCAACAAGGAGGAAGAACCCCCAGUCGGAUUGUCAGGUGUACCUUACACACAUCUGCUUGCAGGGCCAGGUACCCAGAACUCUUUGUUAAAGACUUAA
This is a messenger RNA of Chionomys nivalis (European snow vole), 984 nucleotides long. It is a transcript of the gene Chmp4a, whose product is annotated as charged multivesicular body protein 4A. Gene Ontology annotation, cellular component: multivesicular body; ESCRT III complex; cytoplasmic side of plasma membrane. Gene Ontology annotation, biological process: late endosome to vacuole transport via multivesicular body sorting pathway; vesicle budding from membrane. NCBI's taxonomy places the organism in Eukaryota, Metazoa, Chordata, Mammalia, Rodentia, Cricetidae. The record is from RefSeq and is a predicted model, not a curated record.